Rhinocladiella mackenziei CBS 650.93 is the source of this 894-nucleotide messenger RNA. RefSeq lists its product as uncharacterized. The transcript has a single exon. Lineage: Eukaryota; Fungi; Ascomycota; Eurotiomycetes; Chaetothyriales; Herpotrichiellaceae. The record is from RefSeq and is a predicted model, not a curated record. Bases 1 to 894 code for a protein of 297 amino acids. Gene Ontology annotation, molecular function: RNA binding.
AUGUCCAAAAAGAGGAAGCGCGACCAAAAUGACGGUAUCUCUCCCGCGGAAAGCUUUCCAACUGCUGCGACGCCGGCAGUCGAUUCAAAGUUUCCAGUGAAAUCGAGAGGACAGUCGAGGCAAGAGAAGUCUGAGCGCAGAUCCAAAAAGCGGAAGCAGUCGAAAGAGCAGGUACAAACAAACACUCAAGGGACAGGCACAGGCACUAUGUUAGGCGUGGAAGAUACGUCUAAGAGGAUAGAAGUCGAGGAGGAUCCCACCGGACAGGACCCUACAUCGUGGGAUGGAGAGCAGUUUCAAAAUUUGUCCAAGGGGACGGAAAAGUCAGGGAGUGCGAGAGCGCAUAAGAAGAAAACAUCCAGAGCACCAGCAAGAUUCAUUGUCUUUGUUGGAAAUUUACCCUUCGAUGCGACCGCCACUCAAGUGAAAGAUCAUUUUUCCAAGCUCGCCCCUUCUUCUGUACGACUUUCGACGGACAGGGCUACGGGGAAAUGCAAAGGAUUUGCUUUUCUUGAAUUUGACGCGUUCGACAAAAUGAAGACUUGCUUGAAGCUCUAUCACCAUUCCAUCUUUGAUGUGCAGGGCAAAACCGACAAUGAUGAACCAUGUGACCAAGCACAAGGCAAAAAGAGAAAGGGUCGAAGAAUUAAUGUGGAGCUGACGGCUGGAGGAGGUGGGAAAAAGAGUCAGGAACGCAAGGCGAGGAUCGAAGCAAAAAAUAGAAAGCUUGACGGAGAAAGGCAACGCAGGGGGAAAAAGGGCACAGCCGAGCAAGAGAAAGCUGGGGCAAAGAAGGAGCCUCCUGGGACAGGCGCGAAUGCAGCUGAGGCGACCGAGAAACCUCAGGACGAUCGUGGUGCUAUCCAUCCCAGUCGACUGUCUCGGGUCAAGUAA